AUGGCGACGGCGACGAUGGAGACGACGGCGACGACGGAAACGGCGACGGCGACGACGGUGCGCGUCAAGGCGAGACGGGCGGGCGGCGCGGACGUCGGACCGGUGACGCUCGCGCUCGACGCCACGGUGGGAGAGCUUCGACGAGCGAUCUACGACGCGGAGUGGCUCGAGAGAGAACGAGGGGAUGAGAGCGCGAGCGAACCGAUGUGCUCGGAGAAACCGCCGAGUUACGAAUACGUCAUGAUUUUGUGCGACGGGAAAAUGCUCGGACCGGAUGAAAAGAGUUUGGAGGCGUGCGGCGUGAGAGUGAUGGCGGACGGACAACCGCGCGUUUUGCACGCCAUUAUCACCGAACGCGCGGCGGUGGCGAACGAGAGCGGGCUAACGGUGGUUGAUCCGGAGAAGCUCGCGGCGGCGCAGGCGCAACCGACGUGUUGCUCCGUCAUGUGA
Ostreococcus tauri is the source of this 450-nucleotide messenger RNA. RefSeq names its product unnamed product. Bases 1 to 450 code for a protein of 149 amino acids. The record is from RefSeq and is a predicted model, not a curated record. NCBI's taxonomy places the organism in Eukaryota, Viridiplantae, Chlorophyta, Mamiellophyceae, Mamiellales, Bathycoccaceae. The transcript has a single exon.